Molecule: messenger RNA, 289 nt
Organism: Girardinichthys multiradiatus
Lineage: Eukaryota; Metazoa; Chordata; Actinopteri; Cyprinodontiformes; Goodeidae
Product: 60S ribosomal protein L36a-like
Exons: 2
Coding region: 23-289 (88 amino acids)
Biological process (GO): translation
Cellular component (GO): cytosolic large ribosomal subunit; ribosome
Molecular function (GO): structural constituent of ribosome
Source: RefSeq, a predicted model, not a curated record
AAAUCCUCAUCGGGUCGCAGCCAUGGUGAACGUCCCGAAGACCCGCAGGACUUACUGCAAGAAGUGCAAGAAGCACCAACCCCACAAGGUGACCCAGUACAAGAAGGGAAAGGAUUCCCUCUAUGCACAGGGUAAGAGGAGAUACGACAGAAAGCAGAGCGGGUACGGUGGGCAAACAAAGCCAAUUUUCCGUAAAAAGGCCAAAACAACAAAGAUUUUUAAUUUGCUGCUAACAAAAUUAUUUGCUCACAUUUGCAGAGAUGAUCAAAAGACAGUGGAUGACUCCUGA